CACUCACAUAGGACGAGAGACGAGCCCGACCAGCUCGUCGUCGGUGUGGUUGGGGAUAGCAGCCACCAUUGUUGGACAGUCUUACUGGCGAAUUCCUGUGUGGCCAGAAAUGAUCCAGUUGCGAUAUGGAAUCUGCAAAGGUGGGACCCCUUGGAGGUCGAGGCCUUAUAUUGAAUGGGCACCCCAGCUCUAAGUACUCGGACGACGACGCAAUCCCCUGGCCUUUCAUUUUCCUCUGGCGAAUUUUCUUCCCUCCCUCGUCCUGCCCUGUCUCGCCCCCGGGUCCCGUGCACGAGGUCACGGGGUAAAACAACACUUCGUAGCUUCGUAGCCAUCGACGUAGCGAAUGAACAGCUGCAAGCUUGCCGCAAGUACAGGCGAGAUUCGCAAAUAGAACCUGGGGGAACCAUAGUCACGCCCCUCCAAGGGCUCUCGGCUGGUAACCGAUGCGGCAGUAGGUCGGCUGCCGCCGGCAAGCGUAAGCCGUCUACGCGUCUUCCCUCCACUUUCCGCCUCUCGUGCUCUCGGGAGGUUUUCCUUGAUCCCCGAUUCUACCAUUUCGAUCCCCAACCGGCCGAGCGCCUAGGCGCACUGGAUUCGAAGGGGUCCAGGGGAUUGCGGCGGGGAACCGGUCGUUCGUUUCCCAGCAACCAGUUUCAGCGAGCGGCAUGUGCGAGGGACAAAGCCAUCCCCGUCACCAUGUCGCCUCCUCGUCAAGAUCACAGAUCUCCGACGCUUCCAGCCGAACCUUUUCGUUUCGAGGAAUGGUCCAUAAGAUGGCUUGGCAGCAUUGCAUUGCGCUCGAUCGCACGACGACUUCAGCAGGUUUCAUAUUCGGAAGUGAGAAGUGGCCUUUCUUGGCAGCAGUGCGUCUUCGAAACGCAGCGGUCGUCAGUAAUUGCCUACCGAGAUCUCGCCGCCUUGAAGGCGAGCAGUGCCACAAACCGUUCUGCGUAAACCAAAUGUUUCAUCUGUCGUCGGCCUCUUCAUUCGAAAGUUUCAGAUCGAUUCAUGAUGCCCCUGGCGGAGAUCAAUCUGUAUCUUCAUGUCCGUCAGUCUUGGGUAGAAUUCGUC
Molecule: messenger RNA, 1074 nt
Organism: Filobasidium floriforme
Lineage: Eukaryota; Fungi; Basidiomycota; Tremellomycetes; Filobasidiales; Filobasidiaceae
Exons: 1
Coding region: 175-957 (260 amino acids)
Source: RefSeq, a predicted model, not a curated record